AACUUGACUUGGAAUUUCUACUUUCCUUCAUUCCGCUUUCAUCUUUUCCAAUGCCAUCUCUGGAGAAAGGUAUCUAGGAUUCAUGUUCUGCUGAUUUUCCAGGUCAACUGUAUAAUCGGAAGGACACAAUGUCACUCUAUGCGGUACAUACGGCCCUGAAUCUACCGACAGCAACAUCACACCCCUCCUCGAAUUGUGUGCAAUGGUCGUCCGAUGGUCAAGUAGUGAUUGCCACCAAGUCGGCUGUACACAUAAUGACACCAGACCAUGGAAUCAAUUUCGAUACGACGUCGGUUCUCAGGUCUGUUGGUGAAGCGGGAGGUAUACCUCAUGUCGGCUGGUUCCGCACGUUGAUUCAGUUGGAUAAAACCGCAACUUUGAGAUGGCCCGAACAUUCACAAGAGUGGGCUGCGAACUCCUUAGGAUCGAUAGAUGUCUCUUUGUUGGCGGUGACCAUCUCACCGACAUGCGUAACCGUUGACGCGGGAUGCGUACUUGCAACUCUAAGUUCAAACAUGGAUCUAGUGCUCUGGGUAUCAAGCAAAAAUGCCCUAAAAGGAGAAUGGACGAGAACCCAUGAUGUAACGACCUUCCUAAUGAAAGAAUACGCGUCGGGUGAUGAAACCGACGUGUCUAAAGUCCUCAAGGCCCAAAUUAUCAGCAUAUCGUGGUCUCCUCAGCCCAAUUUUGGAUUAUCACCAGCCCCGUUGAUCAAUGGGUCAUUGCUUGUUGGCGGGAGUCGUGGAGGUUCCCUAGUUUUUAUAAGGUAUAAUGAAGAAUACGACGCUCAGCACAUACAUACUAUAUCGGUUGCGGAAGGAUGGAUUACAAAUGUGGCAUUUUCUUCUUGGACAUUGGCUGGGCCUACACGAUGCGAGGCGCAUGUAGCAUAUGCGGUAGCUGAUGGCACUAUCGGUCUCGUGAAGGUCACUGAAGAGCUCCAAGUCUCGUCAGAUGAUUUCGGUGAAAACUAUGACAUCAAAUUUUCUUUUUUCAACGAAUCAAACAUUGGGGAACGUGACGGUCGAGGAGUGACGGCUUUGCAAUGGAUAGAAGUUCCUGGGAAACCUUAUGCACUCGUCCACUGUAGACCGAGCACGGUAUCUCUGAGCACAUGUCCUGCAACAACACCUUUUUCAUGGCAUGGUACCAGGACCCUUACCUUGAAAUAUUACAGAGUUUCGGUGGGGUCAUCGCCUUUCCUUCCUGUAUCAGGCAUUCAAUACGUGCCCGGGCAUGACGCUGUUGCUCUGACUCUUUUUGACGGCUCCAUGCAUAUCAUCCAUGAUGUUACAGAUAACCCUUCAUGGAACGGUUCCUCGAUCACUACCCAGGCACUGUCAGACGCCGUCCGAACAAUAUUCAUUCGCUCUGAAAGUGAAACCAUUCAGGAUAUGGAUGAUAAUCAUAUUAGUGGCAUGGCGCCUUACGAUAGCAUGGGCAGUUUAGUAUGGAUUCACGAGGCAUCACGAACAGCUGACUUCAGUUAUAAACAUGAUGCACGGCAUCAAAGCAUGUUCAUGGUGGCACAAAUAUGGGACCAGAGUGGUCAUAACAAUAUCCUUCGAGCCCUAGAACGCACAUUGAAUUCGGCCCAAGCCUAUACGUCGCCCUUGAAUAACCUCCGGCCAAUAUUCUUUCAUAUCCGAAGCAAGGAUGAAGUAUCAGCCUUGUACACCGAGAUCCUAAAAAUCCUAUCAGUCGACCUACCUGAUUACUCUACCGGCAUUUCUGUUUUUCCAAAACAAGGACAUGCUUUCAGAAGGAGUCUGACGAAGCAUCUUUUUGGCUGGGAUACUCUAAUAGCCUUGAGGAUGAGGCUUUCAGAUGACGCCGUGAAACAGGAAGAACUAGGGUAUACGGCACAGUCACUUCUGAAUACUAUCUCGCAUCGCGUUCUGCGUACCAUGAUCCGCCAUUUAGCCGCCGUUAUGCAUUGCCUUACAGAACAUGACAUUCCCUUCGUGUCGAGGAUGGUAGUGCAGUCCCUCCUUCCUGGUUGUCCUCCAGACCUAUUAUCGGAAGGACAAGAUAUAUCAGAGAAAGUCAAAGCGCUUUUGCCAGAUCAGUCAUCACACGGAUUCGUUGAGCGUUGCCCAGCGUGUCAAGCCGAGAUCCCUCUGGAGGAUAUUACCAUGGCGCGUUGUCCUUCUGGUCAUACAUGGUCUCGAUGUUCCAUAACGACUUUUAUAUUGUCAACACCGUAUCUUCGCACGUGCAUUGGCUGCACCCGAAAGGCGUUUCUUCCGCCAUCAUCUUCUAGUGUUCCAGCCAUCGGGGAUUGGUUGCCAAUAGCAGCUAGAGGUUGGGUCGCGGAAGAACUGCUGGAAGCAGUGCAUCGUUGCCUUUUUUGCGGAAACACUUUUGUUAGCGUACUGUGAAACCUCGCGACGUGCAAAAAUUAGACGUGAUGAAUGAAG
This is a messenger RNA of Desarmillaria tabescens, 2420 nucleotides long. RefSeq names its product transcription factor IIIC subunit delta N-term-domain-containing protein. The record is from RefSeq and is a predicted model, not a curated record. NCBI's taxonomy places the organism in Eukaryota, Fungi, Basidiomycota, Agaricomycetes, Agaricales, Physalacriaceae. Gene Ontology annotation, molecular function: protein binding; histone acetyltransferase activity. The transcript is spliced from 15 exons. The coding region runs from base 129 to 2381 and encodes 750 amino acids. Gene Ontology annotation, cellular component: transcription factor TFIIIC complex. Gene Ontology annotation, biological process: transcription initiation at RNA polymerase III promoter.